CAGCCACGGAGCAAGGAGCGAGAGAAAAUGUUUACUGGAGCUUAUGAUUAAUUCGCUAUUUUUGUUCUUGUGAGAUUUAAGAGAACAAACUCUUCUUCAUGCUGCCUUUGUGGAAAACCAUUUAAUGGGUCUAGAAGCAAGGAAGGGCUCAGUUAAAGAAACAACUAACAUAGAUUGCACCAAAACCGGUUCAAGUUUAACCUGUGUGGAGUAGAAUUACUCCCCCUGACCAGCGUGGACUAAUGAUGUCUCUAAUGGUUCACCUGAAGACGGUCGCUCACCUUCGGGGGAAAGGUGACAGGAUCGCCAAAGUUACAUUCAGAGGUCUGCCUUUCUUCAGCCGUGUGGCUGAGAACUGCGAGGAGGUGGCCAACUUUAAUGAGACAUUUCGAUGGCCCAUUGCCAGCAGGCUUGAUGGAAACGAGAUGCUGGAGAUCCAAGUGUACAACUACAGCAAAGUGUUUUCCAACAGACUGGUGGGGACCUUCUCCAUGGUACUUCAGAAGGUGGCUGAGGAGGGACACCUGGAGCUCACGGACACACUCAUUGAUGAUAACAACACGUCAAUAAAGACCAGUGUUACCAUAGAGAUCAAAUACCAGUCCAUGGAUGGAACAGUGGGAGUAUGGAGUGACGGAGAGUUCCUGGAUGUUCCUGAUGACCGUGACGGGAUGUUUGCCUUUGAAACAGACAGCCUACUGUCAGGACAGAGCCACGGAUCAGGAACUUCUCCCGGAAGAUCCCUACAGGGAUCCAUACCUACAUUCAGGAAAGCAGGGAAAGGAGUUUUCUCAGCCAUGAAGCUCGGCAAGAUCAAGAGCUCCAGAGACGACCACAGGAAAUCAGAUGAGCCGGCGGUCCUGGACAUGGAGGACCUGGACAGGAAGGCAAUGCGCCUCGCUGGAGCCAUGGACCCCGACACGAUCUCUCUGGCCUCUGUCACUGCGGUCACCACCAACGUCUCCAAUAAGAGGUCAAAGCCAGAUAUCAAGAUGGAGCCAAGUUCUGGACGACCAGUGGACUAUCAGAUCAGCAUCACAGUGAUCGAGGCCCGGCAGCUGAUUGGCCUCAACAUGGACCCCGUGGUGUGUGUGGAGAUUGGAGAUGAUAAGAAAUACACGUCUAUGAAGGAGUCCACCAACUGUCCGUACUACAAUGAGUACUUUGUCUUUGAUUUCCACGUCCCUCCUGACGUCAUGUUUGACAAGAUCAUCAAGCUAUCAGUUAUUCACUCUAAAAAUCUGCUUCGGAGUGGGACCUUGGUGGGAACCUUCAAGAUGGAUGUGGGGACCGUUUAUUCUCAGCCUGAACAUCAGUUUUACCACAAGUGGGCCAUCAUGUCCGACCCUGAUGACAUCACAGCGGGGUGUAAGGGAUAUAUCAAGUGUGACAUCGCUGUGGUCGGGAAGGGCGACAACAUUAAGACCCCGCACAAGGCCAACGAGACGGAUGAAGACGACAUAGAGGGGAACCUCCUCCUCCCAGAGGGCAUUCCAGCAGAGAGGCAGUGGGCAAGGUUUUAUGUGAGGAUCUACCGCGCUGAGGGACUUCCUAAGAUGAACACCAGCAUCAUGGCUAACGUGAAGAAGGCCUUCAUAGGAGAGAACAGAGACCUGGUGGACCCUUACGUUCAAGUGCAGUUUGCUGGCCAGAAAGGGAAGACUUCAGUCCAGAAGAGCAGUUAUGAACCGAUCUGGAACGAGCAGGUCAUCUUCACUGAGUUGUUCCCUCCACUCUGCAAACGAAUGAAGGUCCAGAUACGGGACUCCGACAAGGUCAACGACGUUGCUAUCGGAACUCACUUUAUUGACCUACGAAAGAUUUCAAAUGACGGUGACAAAGGGUUUCUGCCCACUUUGGGUCCUGCUUGGGCCAACAUGUACGGCUCCACACGUCAGUACACUCUGAUGGACGAACACCAGGACCUGAACGAGGGCCUGGGGGAAGGUGUUUCAUUCAGAAGCCGUCUCCUGCUCUCCAUCGCUGUAGAGAUCCUGGACACCACAUCUCCUGAGAUCAUUAGCUCCACUGACGUGCAGAUAGAGAGUGUCUCCAACAUCUCGGAGAGCGCCACUGGGAAAAUGGAUGAGUUCUUCCUCUACGGUGCCUUCCUGGAGGCCACCAUGAUCGACAGGAAGAUCGGUGACAAGGCGAUAAGUUUUGAAAUCACAAUCGGUAACUAUGGCAACCAAAUAGACGGUGUAAGCAAGCCUUCAUCAACAAAGAAGAAGAAGAAGGAUGGAGACAAUGAAGAAGAAGAGAACGAACUCAUCCAGAACUCGAGUGAGGACGAGGCGGAUGAGGAUGGGGACCUGGUCUCUGUGUCUACCACCCCUCUGAUGAAGCCUGUCAUCACAGACAGAAAUUACUUCCAUCUCCCCUACUUUGAAAAGAAGCCAUGUGUCUACAUCAAAAGCUGGUGGCAGGACCAGAGAAGACGACUCUAUAACUCAAACAUGAUGGACAAGAUCGCUGAUAAGCUGGAGGAGGGUUUGAAUGAUGUUCAGGAGAUCAUUAAGACGGAGAAGGCUUUUCCAGAGCGCAGACUCAGGGGAGUGCUAGAGGAGCUCAGUGUCGGCUGCAGUCGCUUUGUGACUCUGGCUAACAAGGACGUGAACCAGGCAGGAAGGACCAAACUGGAUCGAGAACGGCUCAAGUCCUGCAUGAGAGAGAUGGACAGCAUGGCCCAGCAGACCAGGCAGAUCCGCACUCAGGUGAAGAAAAACACAGUCAAAGAGAAAGUCAAGAUGGUGCAGAACUUCCUGCAGAAGCUCCGAUUCCUUGCUGACGAGCCUCAACACAGCAUCCCAGAUGUUUUCGUCUGGAUGAUGUCCAACAACAAGCGCAUCGCCUAUGCCCGGGUUCCUUCCAAAGACAUUCUGUACUCCAUAGUUGACGAGGAAACAGGAAAAGACUGCGGGAAAGUCAAAGCUGUCUUCCUCAAGCUGCCUGGUAAGAAAGGGUUCGGUCAUGCUGGCUGGACAGUUCAGGCUAAGCUUGAGUUGUAUCUGUGGCUCGGCCUCAACAAACAGAGGAAGGACUUCCUCAAGGGUCUGCCUAACGGUUUCGAGGAGGUCAAAGCGAUAAACACUGGCCCUGUUCUUCACUCUAUACCUCCUGUCAGCCUUGUCUACGAUAUGAAGCAAGUGUUUCAGCUGCGAGCACACAUGUACCAGGCCCGCAGUCUGUUUGCAGCUGACAGCAGUGGCCUUUCAGAUCCCUUCGCUCGGGUCUUCUUCUCCACGCACAGCCAGGUCACCGAGGUCCUCAGUGAGACUCUGUGCCCUACAUGGGACCAGCUGCUGGUGUUUGAUAACGUGGAGCUGUUUGGGGAGGCCAGCGAGCUGCGAGACGACCCGCCCAUCAUCGUGGUGGAGAUCUAUGACCAGGACACUGUGGGCAAGGCAGAGUUCAUCGGUCGGACCUUUGCGAAGCCCACCAUCAAGAUGUGUGACGAGCACUACGGCCCCCCGAGGUUCCCCCCACAGCUGGAGUACUACCAGGUGUUCAGAGGGAACUGCACUGCUGGGGAACUGCUGGCUGCGUUUGAACUUUUGCAGGUUGGUCAAGGUGGGAGGGCUGAUCUUCCCCCCCUUGAAGGGCCAACAGACUCGGAGCAUGGACCCAUUCUGCCCGUGCCGUUGGGAAUCCGACCUGUUCUGAGUCGCUACCGCAUCGAGGUUCUGUUCUGGGGCCUAAGGGACCUGAAGAGGAUCAACCUUGCUCAGGUGGAUCGGCCGCGUGUGGACAUAGAGUGUGCAGGAAGAGGAGUGCAGUCUGUCCUCAUCCAGAACUACAAGAAGAACCCGAACUUCAGCACCCUGGUUAAAUGGUUUGAGGUGGACCUUCCAGAGAAUGAGCUUCUCCACCCUCCUCUCAAUAUCCGGGUGGUGGAUUGUCGGGCGUUUGGCCGUUACAUCCUGGUGGGGUCGCACGCUGUCACCAGCCUGAGACGUUUCAUCUACAGCACUCCAGACAAGACGUCCAACAACUGGGCCACUGCAGCUAAACUCAUGAAUGGCUACAUGGUACUUACAAAUGGCGGCUCCCAGCCUCGCUCCUCACCCAGCCUUUCCUCCCGCACGUUCUCUCGCCCUGCAGGUGACAUCCUCGUCAACGUGGACGCCGACCCUUCAAUCAGAAAGAUGGACACAGUUGUUAAGCUGGAUGCAACGUCUGACGCUGUAGUAAAAGUUGACAUGACUGAAGAGGAGAGCGACAAAGACAAAAAGAAGAAGAAGAAGAAGAAGAAGGGAGGAGCAGAAGAAGAAGAUGAGACGGACGAGAGGAUGCUGGAUUGGUGGUCCAAAUAUUUUGCUUCAAUAGAGACACUGAAGGAGACGCUCAGGGCACAGGAGGCGGCUCAGGCCGAGGCGGAGGAGAGAGAGGACCUGGAAAUAGCUGCAGAGGCAGGAGAUUUCAAACCCGAUGACCUUCUUCUGAAAGGCUCCAAGACAAAAGAGAAGAACAAAGAGAAGAAGGGCUUCAAGGACAAGAAGAAAGGUCCGACUGCGGACGGCGCUGAGAAGAAACCUGUUAAAGCAAAAGUGGAUGAGCUCUUGGUGUACAACAAGGAGCUGGAGAGUGAGUAUGGGAACUUUGAAGACUGGCUCCACACUUUCAACCUGUACAGAGGGAAGGCUGGGGAUGAUGAUGAACAUGCUCUGGAUGAUGACAGGAUUGUUGGAAGAUUCAAAGGAUCCUUGUGUAUGUACAAGCUACCUCUGUCUGAGGAGAUCACAAGGGAGGCGGGAUUUGAUCCAAAUAUGGGAAUGUUUCAGAGCAUUCCUCACAACGAUCCAAUCAACGUCCUCGUCCGUGUCUAUGUGGUCCGGGCUACUGACCUUCAUCCUGCUGACAUCAAUGGGAAGGCUGAUCCUUACGUCGUCAUUAAGUUGGGCAAAACGGAGGUCAAAGACAAAGAGAACUACAUCUCCAAACAGCUCAAUCCUGUGUUUGGAAAAUCGUUUGACAUCGAGGCCACGUUCCCCAUGGAGUCCAUGCUGACCGUGUCAGUGUACGACUGGGACCUGGUCGGCACUGAUGAUCUGAUUGGAGAGACAAAGAUCGACUUGGAGAAUCGUUUCUACAGCAAAUACAGAGCCACCUGCGGCAUUUCAUCCAACUACUCUGUCCAUGGAUACAAUGUUUGGCGGGACCCUCUGAAGCCCACUCAGAUCCUAGCCAAGCUCUGUAAGGAUGGCAAGACUGAUGCACCUCAGUAUGGACCAGGAGGAAAAGUCAAGGUGGCAAAUCGAAUCUUUACGGGACCCACAGAGAUCGAAGACGAAAAUGGUCUGAAGAAGCAGACUGAGGAGCAUUUGGCUCUGACGGUGCUGAACCACUGGGAGGAGAUCCCACGGGUGGGCUGCAAGCUGGUCCCUGAACACGUGGAGACCAGACCCCUGCUGAAUGUCGACAAACCCGGAAUAGAACAGGGCCGCAUUGAGAUGUGGGUGGACAUGUUUUCUAUGGACAUGCCUGCUCCUGGUCCUGCGAUUGAAAUAUCACCACGGAAACCAAAGAGAUAUGAGCUCAGGGUGAUUAUUUGGAAUACAGACGAAGUUAUACUGGAGGACGAUGAUUACUUCACUGGGGAAAAGUCCAGUGACAUAUUUGUCAGGGGAUGGCUGAAAGGUCAGCAGGAGGACAAGCAGGACACAGAUGUGCACUAUCACUCUCUGACCGGUGAGGGAAACUUCAACUGGCGCUUUGUGUACCCCUUCGAUUACCUCAUGGCUGAGGAGAAGAUCGUCAUCUCGAAGAAAGAGUCCAUGUUCUCCUGGGAUGAGACAGAAUAUAAGAUCCCUCCUCGCCUCACGCUGCAGGUCUGGGACGCCGACCACUUCUCUGCUGAUGACUUCCUGGGUGCAAUCGAGCUGGACCUUAACCGGUUCCCCCGCGGCGCCAAGACAGCCAAGCAGUGUUCCCUCAACAUGAUCCGAAAUGAGCAUGAGCUGCCCACCAUUUCCAUCUUCAAACAGAAGAGGGUGAAGGGCUGGUGGCCCUUUGUAGCCCGUGAUGAGAACGAUGAGAUGGAGCUCACGGGUAAGGUAGAGGCGGAGCUUCAUCUGGUCACAGCAGAGGAGGCGGAGAAAAGUCCUGUAGGACUGGGAAGAAAUGAGCCGGAUCCACUGGAGAAACCAAAUCGGCCAGACACCACCUUCCUGUGGUUCCUGAGCCCGCUGAAAGCCAUCCGCUACCUGAUCUGCAACCGCUACAAGUGGCUGAUCAUCAAGAUCGUGCUGGCCAUGCUGCUGCUCAUCAUGCUGGGCCUCUUCCUCUACAGCAUGCCGGGCUACCUCGUCAAGAAGCUGCUAGGGGCCUGAAAGCCAGUCGAGAGAGAGACAGGAAGGGAGGGUGGGAGGGAAAAGGGGACGACCAGCCGGAAAGAUGGAAGGUUGGAUGGAGGAGACAAAAAGUACAAGGAGUCUCGCUCACAGGGGGGGAGGCAGAGGGAGGAGGAGGCACUUUAGAGAUCCAAUUGCAAUACUUUUCCUCCUCUGUUUUCCAUUCUGAUCAUCCUAAACAGCACCUCCCAUUACCUAGAAGAGACGCUGACCCCUCCUCAAAAGACAUUUUUUCCACUAACUGUCUACUCCUCCAUCCAAUCUGCAGCAUCCUAACAAAUCUAACGUUCAGAAUCUGGACUCCAUCCUUGAACUGAACUCAAAAGCAAUCAUUUGCCGCUCGAGUUGUUCCAUGACUCUGAAUGUUUCUUUUUCUGUUCAAACAGUUUAUCAAGCUGAAUCCAAGUGUUGUGUUGGUGGUCAGAUGAUUGCAUGGACGUUCAUUUCAAGUGAUGCUUUAAGAUCUCCCAUUCCAGCUAAAGUGUUGAGAUAAAUAGAAAUUAAAUUAACAAUGUUUUCGGUAGCACUUGGCUCUAUCAACCCUUAUUUAGAAUGAAUAAGCACUAUAUAAACAUUGAAUGUAGUUGUAAGCCGAUAUGGUAUUUUGAUGUGUUUAUUAAUGUACAGCAUCUGUGAAUGAAAACUUCUCCUGUGGAUACCAGUUUUACAUUAUAACACUAGAGCUUUUAAAUAUGUUCUUUUAUCUGUGUAUGCACCAGCCACAUGUAUCAGCUUACAAUUACAUGUAUUCUAUGUUUAUAUACUGCUCAUAGAUAAUAUGUAGGGGGUUAGAAUAAGUGUGAACUUUUCUUUUAAAUAUUGAGAUCUGCGACAUUUGCACACUUAAAGAAUAUGAUGAAGAAUAAAAACAAAGAUGUCUAUUUUCCUAAUUAAAUCCCUUAAAUUAAAAUGAGACAAAGGUCAAGAUAACUUCCAAAUGAUUUCAAUAUCUUUACAGACUUAAUGCAUAUUUCAUCUCCUGAAUCAAAGCAACACAGUUAGACUUGGUUCAAACAGAAUUUGCAAACUAAAAUAUAUAUAUAUACAUAUAAUAUAGUUGAUCCUUUUUAUAAUUAUAUGGACAAGCACAGCUCAGCAGUCUUUCAGUGAUGCACACUUCAUCAUUAUUCAAAUAUCUUUGCAUAUAAAUGCUCCGCAGCUCACUGUGAUAAUCCCCACUGUUAAAACCUGCACACCAGAAUCACAGAAAUGAUUUGCACUUUUCUGUUUGACUUAAUCUGACUUAUAAGUCCUUUAAAGCAACAAAAACAUCACAGUUACUACGGUUAUCUACCAAAAUGUCAAUAUGCAUGCAUCAUUGUGAUAACUGACCACAGAGGUCAUGUGUGUUGGCAUGAAAAUCCAAAUGAGCUACCCUGUUGUCUUUAACAUUACAGUUAAUGUAUAAAUAUGAUUAAAGUGCACUUGAGUGAAGAGGUAAAAGGAAGUACGGUUUAUUUCACAAAACUCUGAAUCCAUCUCUGAAUCAGUCGGCGUUGUUUGCAGUGUCUGUUACUCCGUUUCAAAUUUGCCUGCUUGACCUCAUUUGUGUUACAGUCUGUGAUUCUGUUUCACCAAUUUACAGAGUUAAUGUUUGCACUGAACUUGCCUGUUUUUACAAUGAAUCUGUGUUUAUAUAUCUGUUUAAAAGUGUGUAAUAUUUAUUUUCUGUCUGUUUUGGCAAUUUGAAAUAAACCGAUUUCCAUGGU
This is a messenger RNA of Labrus mixtus (cuckoo wrasse), 8059 nucleotides long. It is a transcript of the gene otofa, whose product is annotated as otoferlin a. Gene Ontology annotation, molecular function: calcium ion binding; AP-2 adaptor complex binding. Lineage: Eukaryota; Metazoa; Chordata; Actinopteri; Labriformes; Labridae. The record is from RefSeq and is a predicted model, not a curated record. Bases 243 to 6329 code for a protein of 2028 amino acids. Gene Ontology annotation, cellular component: synaptic vesicle membrane; presynaptic active zone membrane. The transcript is spliced from 46 exons. Gene Ontology annotation, biological process: plasma membrane organization; synaptic vesicle priming.